Messenger RNA from Aspergillus sclerotioniger CBS 115572, 591 nucleotides. RefSeq lists its product as uncharacterized. The transcript has a single exon. Gene Ontology annotation, biological process: rRNA processing; ribosomal large subunit assembly. Gene Ontology annotation, cellular component: nucleus. Gene Ontology annotation, molecular function: exonuclease activity; nucleic acid binding. Lineage: Eukaryota; Fungi; Ascomycota; Eurotiomycetes; Eurotiales; Aspergillaceae. The annotation marks the transcript as partial. The record is from RefSeq and is a predicted model, not a curated record.
GCCAUCUCCCUCGACUGCGAAAUGGCCCAAACAAUCUACGGCGAAGACACUCUCGUCCAAGUCACCCUAAUCGACAUGCUCACGGCCACCCCCCUCCUCGAUCUAACCGUCAUCCCCACCCACCCCAUCGCCGACUGGCGCACCCAAUGGUCAGGCAUGUCAGAGUCCAUCAUGGCGGAGCGAAUCGCCUCGCCUGACCACGAGACCGUCAGGGGGUAUGCAGAGGCUCGAGCCCGUGUGUGGGACUUUGUCAACGCGGAUACGAUUCUCGUCGGACAGAGCUUGAAUUUCGAUCUCAAGGUGCUGGGCAUGGUGCAUUGGAGGGUUGUCGACAGCUUUAUAUUGGUGAAGGAGGGAGGGUUCAGGGCGGGGGGAGGGAGUAUGAGGUUGAAGAACCUAGUGGAGGAUUUUGUGGGGGUGAGGAUUCAGACAGGGGAUGGGGAAACGGGACAUGAUUGUUUGGAGGAUACGUUUGGGGCGAGGGAAGUUGUGGUGUGGUGUUGGAGGAAUCAAGGGGUGGAGAAGGAGAGAGAGGGGUGUGAGAAGGGGCCCGGGCCUUGGGGGGUCAAGAGUGAGGAGGUUUGGUGGUGA